Molecule: messenger RNA, 4236 nt
Organism: Seminavis robusta
Lineage: Eukaryota; Bacillariophyta; Bacillariophyceae; Naviculales; Naviculaceae
Source: the annotation of a GenBank genome assembly
AUGGAAGAAUCAGCUCCUUCUUCUCUUGGCAGGAUGGCGAAUGACGAGAACGAUGCUCUGCCGAGAAAGACUGUACCCCAGCACCUCCAUAAUGCUACCCAUACCCAUCAUUCUCCAGAUCCCACGGCCACCUCUUCGUCUCACACUAGCAGUGAGAAAAGUUUGGGACGUCCCGCCCGCAUGAGUGUAAAGGCGCGUACUACGGGUACCAUCUACCACUAUCCAUCGAGCGAUCAGCCGUCUUCUGUUCUGGACCGUGCCAAAUUGGAAGAAUUCCAUUCGUCCGUCAUGAUGUUACAGCAAGAAGAAGACGUAGAAGCGAGACCCUCCACCAUUGCCGAAGACGCUCCUCCAUCAUCCGAAGAAGGAGGCCCGCGUCGUCAAUCCAGUUUUACCAACUUUGUCCAUGCAGCCAAGAAAUACUGGAAAUCCAAUCUAGCAGGCGAAACUUCCUAUGUCCGCAAAGACAGCAUCAAGGCUCAUCAAGCCAUUUCAAUUUAUCCCACACUCCCCAAAACAGAACGCUCACUGGCGGAUCGACCUUCUACCAACACCACGGCCCUUCAAAAGUUUCAACAAUCCCACGAUCAAAAAAUGAAGGCGUGGAAACAAAUAUCCAGUAGUACCAAUUCGGCUACUACAACUUCGCAAGAACAACGACGACAACGAAUGAUGAAUGAAAGUACCGGGAAUAUCAAUUCUUCCAGUCGAUAUUAUCCCUCUACAACAACCAGUGCCAGUAUGCAUCACAGCACCAAUAGUGCGGGUGGUGGCAGAAAACGAACCUCCAUCUUUUCUUCUUCGCUACGACAACAACCACAAGAUCGAUCACGGAGACCCUCGACGUAUGUUCCAAAAAGUUCCAAUAAUGCGAGUUUUCGAUCCACAAGUAGUAGUUUUCGAAGGAGCUCCAACAAUGCACGCCUACAACAACAUCAGCAACAGCCGCCUCCAGCACUCAUCUUUCCUCCAAGACAGCAAUCCGAACUAAUGGAUGACGAUUCUGAAGUGGGAAUCUUUGAAUUGUUUGCCCAACGACGAGCCACCAAACUAGUAGAACCACCCACGCAAACACAAAAACAACAACAAACACCUAUACAAAAACAAAAACCACAUCAACAAUCUGAAGCACAACAACUACAACUAUCUGAAACAUGGCACGACGAAUCCGAACAGAGUAUUUCAAUGGAAAAUUCCAGUCAUCGCCCUCUCAUGGUGGAUAAUUCCAUGCAACAAUCGUCCCUCACGCAAUAUUCCACAACCAGUCUGCAACAGCAAAUACAACAACAAAGCAAUCAUUUGCCAAAUUUGUUGGGAAUGGAACAUUCCACGUCCAGUCAGCUGUUGUUGCCACCAAAACCUGUCGUGCAGUCCCAUCCUGAAACGUCCGUGGCCCAUCAGACGGAUAUGUCUCCCAGAGGAGGAUCAAUGGAGGAGAAAGUCAGUGCAACUCAGCAUAAUAAUACGGAUUUCUCGCGCAGAGGAGGAGGAAGGCAGGAAUCUAUGAUAACCCUUCCAACUCGGAAUGAUAAUAAUCACAAUCAACAACCUGACAAUGUUAGGGGUUUCUCGCGCGGAGGAGAAAUGGAGGAAACAGUCAUGGCGAUGCCAACCCCAAAAUCACAACAGCAGAUUCCAGAAUCAAAGCCGCAAACUGACUUUUCAGCUCGGGGGUCAAAUCAUAAUGACAAAAUCACUAGUACCAAACAAGACGUUGCGUCAGCCCAGAGUGAUGAUGAAAAGCAGCAACCAUCGCAAAAGCAUGCCGCUACACGAGAAGAUAUUGUUCGAAUUAUGGAGCAAACUAGUUGGGAGCGUGAUAUUGGAGCAGCUGAAUAUCAGGCACAGCAAGCCAAGGAAGAUACCACAACGACGACAUCAACAACAACUGCAGCAAAACGGGGGAACAGUAAUCACAGCAGCACGUCGAGUAUGCCAUAUCCUUCACAGCAGUGCAAGGAAGAAGUACGGGCAGAUUCUUCGAUUCAAUCGGAACAUGCUGCACGUCAACGACAAUUCGUCAAGAGUCAAACUUCAGAAAGCAAGCAGCAGGAACUAACAGAGAGAGUUUCAACAGCCAUGGGGAGGGCAUCCGGGGCAAGCCUCAUCUCGUUGGAGGACUUGGAGGAUACAAAUCAUGACGGAGCUCCACGCCAACGCAGCUUACCCAUCUGUACAGUCCCUACGCAAGCUGCGCCGCGACAAGUCGCUUGGACACGGUCACCGUCACAAACCACCGUUUGGACACGGACGACGCCCCGAAGAUACCGCUCUGCAGCUUCGGAAAAGGAAAUACGUUCCACAACCAGUGAUGACGACGUCAAGCCAGGAGCAUACCAACAAGCACCUGGAAAGGCGAGCGAACGCAACCGGGCCAUUCGGAACUCUGUCAUUUCCGCACAUAGUAUGAGCGCCCAAAUGUCCUUUCAGCGGGGAGAUAUGAAGGCUAGUGCACGAUCCUCCAUAGACAGCCAGAACCGUGAUGAUAUCAUCGGAUACGACAGUGGCCAUGCAAGCGAUAGUGGACAGAGGGGCGAUGGACAUAAGAAGAGAGCUUCGUUAUCAUCCAUUAUCAGUAUCGAAGAUGAGAAGGAACAGCAAGAAGCCUCGGCCACCGACUUUUACGAACCCAUGCCAAACUAUGCGGAGGAAACGAAACUGUCCACGACCACUGCCGGUCGAGCACCGGGAGCCAACGAAGUCGCAGCAAGAGAGAAGGAAAACGACUACGAUCGCAAAAUGGCAGCAUGCAUCGCAUGUUCACACGACACAGACAUCUCCACCGACGAAGAAUCAGAGCAACGGUCAUUUUUGGGAAGUUCAACUCCUGGUCAGAGGCUGAGUAGAGAUGCGGAAAACUACAGUGGUUCUUCAGGGAACCGUUCGGCGUCACGCUCGCCCCCGAGAACGGGCUCUCGACGUGGAGGGAGAAGGCCUGUUAGGAAUGUGAUUCAGAGAUUCUCCGUCCGAUCGCAGAUGUCCAAUCUAACAACCGAGGACGAUAUCUACCACGGUGCUCCGCGGACGCGGGACACAGAUGACGAGGAAGAAAAGGAGGAGAUCCAAGCGCCAGAAACUGCUGCUCCGGAUGACUUGCCACUACUACUGAGCAUGGAUCAGGACUACAAACAGCCGAGCGAUUCGCGUUCGAGAAGCAACAGCUACUACAACGGAAGCAACAACACGUCGCCUACCAACAGUCCAAGACGCGCCAGGUCCCACGAUCGCGUGACAAACGCUGGACUACGAAGCAACAGUGCGUCACCUACCAACCAAAGACACCCUUGGGGUUCAAAUCGACCACCAGCGAACAAUGCCAGUCUCAUGGUACCUAAUCGAGCACAGAAUUUGCCGAUUUCACAACGUCGCUUCAGCGGUUACAGCAACCUCGCUACUAGCAAUGAUUCCGCCAAGAUUUGUGGAACUAGAGCCAGUCUCAAAAGUGUCAGUGAGAAAAGCAUGGAAGACUCUAGUGAUCUUUCACUGACCGAUUUGCGGCAGCGCGUGAGUAAUUGGACAACAUCAACCGGUUCCACCACGGCUUCUGAGGCAGCCAAGUUGUCGGCGACUCGAAUUGCUCGCAACAUGAGCCUCUACAUGAAAGCCGGAGCGUUGCCCGUGGCAGCCAGGGUGGUAAAUUGUGACGAUGAAGAAUUCGAGGCCAAGUUGAGAGAAAAGCUUGAGUUUGAGCUGAGGCAAGAGUUAGAGAUUGAAAUGGAAGAUUUUCGUCGCCAGAUUGCACUGCAAAUGGUGGGUGCAGCUCAACCGGUGACUGCGGAUGUCAUCGCUGUGCAAAAGCGCAUGUCGUUGAUUGACGAUUCUCACCGCAUGUCAAUGGUCGACGAUUCCCUGACAAACAACGACCUUGAGGAUGCAAGUGAAGACAUGGGAGAUCUUCGAUUUGCGCAAAUUAUGGAGCUUGAAAGAAGGGAGGCAGCUGCUGUGAGAUCUGAUAUGAACCGGGAAUUGGGGAGAAUGUACGUUCAAAUGAAAAGCCAACAGAACAUGCAAGAUCUCAGCAACGUGGACGAACACGGGGAGCAGCGUGAAUCCUUUUAUGACGAAGAAGCUGCAGUAAUCGAACGUCUGACUUCCGCAGCCGGAGGCGACGUGCAUGACGACAAGGCAACCGAUUUGCCGAGCUGGAAGGUUCUUUGGAUGGCAGUGUCGUCGGCCUUGAUUGUUGGACUGCUGCUGGGAGUGGUGGUUGCCGUGGCGAUCUAUGAAUCUAGCUAG